Molecule: messenger RNA, 1396 nt
Organism: Megalopta genalis
Lineage: Eukaryota; Metazoa; Arthropoda; Insecta; Hymenoptera; Halictidae
Gene: Tektin-C
Product: Tektin C
Biological process (GO): cilium assembly; cilium movement involved in cell motility
Cellular component (GO): nucleus; microtubule cytoskeleton
Source: RefSeq, a predicted model, not a curated record
ACACCGCUGAUUACCCCCAGGCAGUCAAGGAUUCGAUGUUGUAUAAAUUGAAAAGGACAGAAGAUUAGAAUGAUAAACAGUCGUGAAUAUGCUAUAAUACCUCCGCCGCCCUUGAAGUUCACUUUAGAUGAAUGGCACCUUAACAAUCGAUUUAGAUACCGAUGUUCCGAAGCUCAACAGGAAUUAGCCGAUCGGCUUUUGACCGAGUCACAACGCGUCUGCGAAGUAAGUGCAGAAAAAGUAAAAAGCAAUAAAGAUGAGACCGAUCACAGAUUGAAGGAGAAACUCGAAGAUAUUGAGUUUCGCAAAAAGGAACUGCUGCGUAUAAGGAAAGACGUUCUUCUCGAGACUGAUGCCCUAUCGAUUUACAAAGAACGCAUCAUGAACGCACUCUCUUCCGUGAGGAGGAAUGCUCUCGUUAUUUGUGAGAAAUGUCUCAUGUUUAGAGAGCAUAGAUUGGGAAUCGAUUUGGUCCACGACGACGUCGAGAAAGAGCUAUUGAAAGAGUGCGAGGUUAUCAAAGGAGUUGAAAAUCUUCUGGUACGAACACUGGAACAAACCCAAGAGCAGAUACGCCGACUCAAAGCGACCCUUUACUAUAUGGACCACGAUCUUGAGGCUAAAGACAACAAUCUGCGUGUUGAUAAACAUAACCUGACCCUUAAAGAGACUAGCUUGAAUUUGAGCAUUUAUCAUGGUACUUCGCGGCUUGACCCAUCGACGAUCGAAUUGAACGAGUGGGAGAUGCAAACAAAUGCGAACAUUGUUAACGCUUCGAAGGAAGUAAAUAGCGCCAGACCGAUGCGUUGCUACAUUGACACGAUAAUAAAACAGGCGGUCUACGACUUGAAUCAGCAGAAGGACGCAACCGAUAAUGCCUUCAAACGGCGGAUCGAUGAAACGAAAGAAGCAAAAACGAAAUUAGAAUUACAGCACGCCGAGAUAAUGAGGCAAGCAAGCGAAAUGACGCAGAACAUCACGCGAAUUGAGAAGUCAAUAGCGGAAAAAGAAUGCUAUUUAGCUCUAGCGCAUACGAGAUUGGGGAAUCGAUGUCAACGGCCGGGACUAGAACUUACACGAGAUUUGGUGGAAACUCAGCUUGUCAAAGAAGUCUACGAGCUACGUGAAGUCGUAUCGAAAUUACAAGCAACUAUGUUCGAGGCUCAAGCGUCACUUCGCUAUCUACUGAAGACGCAAAUUCAAAUUGAGGAAGAUAUCAACAUUAAAACAAAUACCUUAAAAAUUGACGAGGUAGACUGUAUGACUCUGCGUCUUAGUAUGGAUUAUCACGUAUAUUAAAUUCAUUUUCAGGAGUUCUAUAUCAUUUGUAUUUUAUGAACUUAUAUAUCAUAUGAACUGAUAUAUCCAUAAUAAAAUUUUACAAAUUUACAAAGUA